AAAGGAAAAUAUGUUACAUUGCACUCGAAGUGGCUACAAAAGAGAAAAUGUACGAUGAAAGAUAAAAGGACGAUGUUACUGUAUAAAUACUUAUAUACAUGGUAACUGUCACAUUUUCGAAAAUUUAUUUUUAUAGAUUCAUUGCUUUUAGAUUACAAAAUGGAUCAAAAUGAUAAUAAGGUAUAAAAGUGACAACACAAAGAAGACUUAAUUCCUUAAUAGAAGAACUAAGAAUUUUAUAGACAAUGAAUAAUAUUUCUGGACAAUUUCGUAAAACAGUAUGGGAUCCAUUUCUUAUAAUAUCUCAAAUAAUUGCUGUUCAAACUGUUAUGUAUUUUUGCCUUGGGCUAUGGAUUUGGAUUGUUGCUUCUCUUAUAGGGACAACAAAGUCAUUGGACUAUGCUUUUCAUUAUAAGGAAAUACAUGUUAGAGAUUUUGCUGGCCAAUUUAUAAUAGUAAUAUUUGUUUUAAAUGCAUUAAUUGGAGCAUUUGCAUUAUGGUGGUUAGUGCAAAGAACAAAACAGUGUAUGGACUUUGCUUGCACUGCACAUCUGAUACAUUUGUUAUGCUGUUGGGCAUACAAUGCAAGUUUUCCUUCAACUUUUAGUUGGUGGUGUUUAAAUAUUGUAUCUUUAAGUAUAAUGUGUGUUUGUGGUGAAUUUCUUUGUAUGAAAACAGAAUUACAAGCAAUACCAUUAGGUAUGAAUAAUCAAAAGACAGCUCUGUAAAACAUAAUUGUUAUUAUAAAAUGAAAGUUUUAUUUAAGUGAAUAUUACUUUUGAAUUAAAGAAUAUUCAAAGAAGAACUUCAUCUUUUUAUAUUUCCAUUAUAUAUUAUAAUAUUUUUAAAAAUAUUUUUAUAAUUUACUACUUAACAACCUGUAUGUACCAUAUUAUUCACUAAUGAUGAUCUUCUUUGUAAAAUCUUAAGCCACAAUAUCCACAAGUAUGGUUACCAGGUUUAUCCUGAAAUAAAAUAUUAUAUAAUAAUAUGUAAUUAAUACAUUUAUUUAAUCAAUGUUUAAUAAAGAAACUGUAACUAAGUA
Osmia lignaria (orchard mason bee) is the source of this 1045-nucleotide messenger RNA. RefSeq names its product Sys1 golgi trafficking protein (gene Sys1). Lineage: Eukaryota; Metazoa; Arthropoda; Insecta; Hymenoptera; Megachilidae. The record is from RefSeq and is a predicted model, not a curated record. Gene Ontology annotation, biological process: Golgi to endosome transport; Golgi to plasma membrane protein transport; protein localization to Golgi apparatus. Gene Ontology annotation, cellular component: trans-Golgi network; Golgi membrane.